CCUUUCCAAUUCCAAUUCCAAUUCUUAAUCAUACACCUUCAUAGCAAGUACUAACAAAUAAUAAAAACACACCCACAACAAUCAUAGGAAACCAGAAAACACCCACUAAGCACCUUCAGCUUCUUCUCCUUCUACUUCAUCAUCAUCAUCUUCUCCCCCUAAUAAUUUUGAGGGAUCACAUUAGCUUUGACACACAUGAACUUGUCUAGAACCAAAACAACGACAACAAAAGCAACAAUAGUACUAUUGUUGUUGUCUCUCUUUGUACCCUUCUAUGUUAUUUUGUCCUACAGUAACCAGAUUCCUGGAUGUUCAGCCCUCUAUGUGUGGUUGCUACCUUAUGUUGUGGUAGCUUUGAUGGUAACAUUGGUAAUAGUCGCGGCCCGCGCCACCAUGGUGACAUGGAUCACAGUUCUGGUUCUGCUAGCCUUUGCAGGAAACCGUCGCCGGGUGCUGGUUCAACAUGGAAGGAAGAUCACUGCUGAUGUUGCAAUGCACUUGGUCAAGGUUGUGCUCAAAGAAAGAGGCCUGGUUGCUGUGGCUUGUGCAACAAUUGUGAGCCUGAUGGCUAUGAUUCGCAUAAUAGAGGCUAAAUGAAAUUUCCUUGUCAAUUUUUGCUUAAACAUAUAUAAAGUGUUAGCUUGCAUUUGGUUUAAAAUUGAGAAAUAGAUCCAGAUUGCAUUGUUCUUUA
Molecule: messenger RNA, 691 nt
Organism: Quercus robur (English oak)
Lineage: Eukaryota; Viridiplantae; Streptophyta; Magnoliopsida; Fagales; Fagaceae
Exons: 1
Coding region: 196-597 (133 amino acids)
Source: RefSeq, a predicted model, not a curated record